AUAUAUUGGUGAACUAUACGAAAAAGAUUCACGUUCAACAAGUUUUUACAUCGACGAAACUAUUUUUUUUUUAAGAAAAUGCAGCUCUUUUGGCAAUCCCCUGAUUAUCCUAGUAAAUUGUCCAAUGAUACUUGUUUCUGGUUAUGAAUUUAUCUCCUCUUUGUUACUAAUUGGAGUAAAACAGCAAGAUGUCUUAUCUACAGGGAAUCAGCAAAGCAACAUAACCACGGCCACCUGGAAUUUUGUCAGAAAUGUGUCUAAGGAUGUUGAUUCCACCCCACGGGUUCUAUUGACUCAUAUUCCUUUGUAUCGCCCGGAUUCGACCUCAUGUGGCCCACAUCGUUCUUCACCUAUCAUCAAUCAGAGAAUUUCUCGUUCUGCUCAUGAUCAAGAUAUACUGUACCAAAAUUACAUCACUGAAAAAUCUACAGAUGAGUUACUGGACCUCAUCAGACCUGUGCUAGUCUUAUCCGGUCAUGAUCAUGAUCAAUGUACAAUUACCCACACGUCUAAGUAUGGUGCAGUGAGCGAGCAUACUGUAGGAACUGUGAGCUGGCAGCAAGGGAAUUUGUAUCCUUCUUUCAUGCUGUUAUCUGCCUGUAAUUUCACCUUACCAGAUGGAUCCAGUCCAGAAGAUGCCAUAUCCACUCAUCUGUGCUUUCUUCCUGCGCAAUUGUUCAUUUACAUAUGGUACUUAUCUCUAUUUGCGAUGACACUUAUUAUCCUUCUGUGGCCUGCAAAUGAAGUGUUCAUUUUCCGGAAGUUUGGUGAAUUGACGGGGUAUAUCAGAAGUAUAAUUAACUUUAGCAGCUUUAGAAACGGCAUGAAAGAGAAAAAUGAAGAUGAGAAUUGUGAGUAUGAGACGAUUUGGGAUGCAGAAGGAAAUAUGCACCUUAUUAGAAAAGCCUCUCAAGCCCCCAAAACAUAUUCAGACGAGAGGAUCUUGACUGAGCGGGGCAAUGCAGUGAUGCGAUCAAAAGCUAAGAAACAGAUGGCGCAAGAAUUGGAUCCAUCAAAUCCUUCAGACGUGAAUAUACACGUAGGGAUCGACGGUUUGGUGAAAUUGCCGACUAGAACAACCAGAUCAACUGCAAAGAUGGUGAUCUGGAGAUUACUGCGGGCUUUCCAAGCAAUUACGAUCAUUGCUGCUGUUAAUGUCCCUCUCUAUGUGUUGCUGCUUUUUAAAGACUGGAUCGACAAAUGAUAUUGUACCAAGUUGGUUUCGAACCAUUCAUUUCUGGUCAAGUAUAGGAGUCUGAUUGAAUAUGGAAGAAAACGAGUCAUCUUCACCGACUAGUUAAAGCAGAGUGGCAGCAUUGCAAUAUUUGGAAACAUGUUGCUGUUGGAUUUCUUCACAAGAACGAUUUUGAAUAUGAGGUCUUAAUUGCUUGUGAAAUAGAAGAUACAUUUCUAUUAAGGUUCAUGUUUCUUGGAAUUUGGUCUCAACCAGUUGUAUUCCUUAUCGUUUUGUUUUGUACUAAUAUGGGAAAAUUAAAGCUGGGAUCUCAACUUAUGUCAAAUGUGGAAUUUGAAAGUCAGUAUAAUUUUUUGAGGCCUAUA
This is a messenger RNA of Olea europaea var. sylvestris, 1560 nucleotides long. RefSeq lists its product as uncharacterized. Gene Ontology annotation, cellular component: endoplasmic reticulum. Gene Ontology annotation, biological process: GPI anchor biosynthetic process. The record is from RefSeq and is a predicted model, not a curated record. Bases 125 to 1204 code for a protein of 359 amino acids. Lineage: Eukaryota; Viridiplantae; Streptophyta; Magnoliopsida; Lamiales; Oleaceae. The transcript has 8 exons.